AUCGGAUCGCGAACAGUCGUAAGGUGUGCGGUGGCCUUUAGGCAUCGCAUCGGGAAAGCUUGUCGUCUAUGCCUAUCGAGGCUUAUAAUUCAAUGUUAUUGAUCAUCAAUCUUUGCUUCAAAGAUGACAUCUGUUGGAUUUGCUCCAUGCCCUCUAAUUUACCAGAUGGUUUUCCUGUUGAUGUGUAACUAUCCUGGCAUUGGGGCCUCUAUACCCAGUCAGCAUGAGACAAUACAAAGUACACCUCGUGUUGUUCCCAAAAGAAAUAAUGAACAUGUUCCAAAUCUUCCGGGUCAUUUGAAACCAUUAGGGUCUCAUAGGCCCCCAGAGGAUCCUGGGAUCGAUGUCCUUCACAGAGUUCCAGAUCCUUUAGACUUCUUCAAUAAUUACGUCAAGGAUGGAAAGCCUGUGAUCUUCAAAGGAGCUGCCCAGAAUAUGGAUUCGUAUAAGCUAUGGACAGACAAGUAUCUCAGUGAACACUAUGGUCAUCUGAAUGUGGAGGUUGAGGAAGGAAAGAAGGAGAACAGGUCCAAGGAACUUUGGCAGAUGUCCUUGUCACAGUACAUUCAGAGAUACCAGAAGGAAGAUGUCUAUCUGGUCACUGAUGUGCCUCCAGAGAUGUCAGAUGAGUUUUGCCUGCUAAGAUGUCUUCUCUGCGGUGGAUUCUCUACAUCGUUAUUGGAUACCAUCAUGUGGUACAGCAGUGGAGGAACCAAGUCUGUUCUUCACUUUGAUAAUGUUGACAACAUCAACUGCAUCAUGGAUGGGAGAAAGGAAUUCUUUUUAGUUGAUAAGAAAGAAGAAUCAAGUAUCAAGAUUGAUCAUCCAGACCAGUCAUUUAGCGGUGUCGAUGUAGACAGAGUGGAUCUUACCAAGUACCCUGGACUGGGCCAGGUUCCUUGGUACAAUGUCACUAUGGAGAAAGGGGACUGUCUCUUCAUACCGUACAGGUGGUUUCAUGCUGUUCGGUCAUGGGGAAGAAAUCUUGCGGUAAAUGUUUGGUUCCUCCAUCAGCUGUGGUUCAAUAAAGCAGAUUGUUCAGAUGAUCUCUCUACGUUACCAGAAUAUGAGGCUCUGAGCAGCUUCAAAACUAGAGCAAGUUCCUUUGAAUUAUUGAGGUCUGAAAUAGCCAAUUUGAUUAUUGAAAAUGGUGGGUUAAUUACAACAAAGGAGAUGUAUUCAAUAGGUCUUUUCCAACAGUCAACAGAACAGCAAAUAUCACAGCUCUUUCAUUCCCUAGAUAAGAACAAAGAUGAAAGAUUGUCAUUAGAGGAAGCAUACUCAGAGUCUUUCUUGGAAGCAUGUAGGUCAGCAAAUAUAAGGAACGAUGAUGAGGGGGAGGAGCGGGAGGGUGGACAUCAAGAUGAUGAUGUAAAAGAAGAUGACGAUGAAAGAGGGAAUGAAAUAGAGCAGUCAACUGUCGGAGAAGAUGAGCAUGAGGAGUUAUGACAUUCAUGUCAUCGGUUUUUUUUUUAAAGGUACAAUGUCGGUUGCCAUUUGAAAUUUGUGAUGAAACAAGACCUUUCCUUUGUAGCAUAGAGGUAAACAAUCGCUUAAGUAAUACCCAAUCUAGAUUAUUGUUGCAUGCAUAUUUCGGUAAAAACACUGACCAAGAACCAAAAAGAAAUUUCUUUCAUAUUUGUAUCUUAAGCCACUGCAAACCAUCGUGUUGCAGUGCCCCGAAUAGAAAAUUUCAUAAGGAAUCUACCCGUCUAUGCACCCGAUCCUCAUUGUUCUCCACUUUCCACUAAUCUCAGGAUCUACGCAAAUUAUUAUAAUUCAAGAACUCAUGUAUCUUCUCAUAUGAACUAGGAAUAUGAGAUGUAUCUUCAGUUGACAAAUCAUGUCACGAAGGAUGGUUGUCCAAACGUACAUAAUUUAUGGAAUUAGUUUCUUUUGUACUCGGGGAUGAAGAUAUCAUUAGUCUAUCCAAGUAUUUUCCCUAUAAUUCCUUUUUUAUAUGUUGAGGCAUUGAAAUUUUCAGAUUUUCUAAUGUGGGUAAUAACCCUAAAGCAUGUUUUACUUCAAUCAAAUAACCAAACUUUAUUGUUAUUGAGCAGUUAUCACAUGCAGAUUUGUAAGUGUAUGUACAUGGGUUUAAGAAUUGUUUCAGCGACAGAAAUUGAAAAUUCUGUCAACCAAAUCUAGAUUGGCGGGGGGGGGGGGGGUCAGAUCCACCUCAACAUUUUUGUUUUUUUGCAAUGCAAAUGUGUGGCACAAAAACUUUUGCAGUCAUAUUACAUCAUUUUUUUUUCUUUAACCCUAAAAAUAAUAGUUAUUUUUUAUGCCUAAAGUGUUAAGAGAGGGGGCUCAUCCAGGGGGCAUUUUUGAUAUUCUAAAACCAAAGCAAUGUCUUGUAAUAUAAUUAUGUUGUUACUUAUGCAUGCAUGUGUAUGUAACGCAGGUCAUGUAAUCAUAGUAUCAAAUACUUCAUGAAUACUUGCGUCUGUAAAUGAGAUCACUUUCUAGUAUUAUUAUAUGCACUCAAGUGGCCAAAUGACCUGCAAGUGAAUCAAAUUCACUAUUGAAGAAUGCAAAUACUCAUUCCAGCUCAAAUUCCUUUCUUCAUAUGGUUGACAUUGUGUAUAUAUUGUUAUGCUUGUUCAAAAUAAAGUACCUUGAUUUGUCUGUAAGAGUCUAGUAUACAUGUUAGUAGCUUGGAGAAUAUACUUUCAUAAUUUCUGAGGAAACUUGAUUAUGUUCAUAACUGAAAUCUCCAUGAUAAAUUGUGCAUUUUUAUUGAGUUGUAGGCUUGUACAUGGUGGUUUUUAUAUUUUUAUAUAUUUUAUGAUAUAAGGAGUAAAUAAUGAGAAUGUGUGUAUUUGUAUAUAUGUGUUUCAAAGUAAAACUAUUUUCAGUUUAAAAUACAGGGUUAGGAAUACUUGUGUAUUUUAUACAUAUCAUUUUAUAUAUAUAUAUAUAUAUAUAUGUAUGUACAGUAUGUAUAGCUCCAUAUAAAUAUAUAUAGCUCCAUUUUCUUUUAUUAUGCAGUAUUGUACUUGCAAUGUGUAUAAUCAACAUUGGUGUCAAGUGUAGGCCUACUGAAUAUUGCAAAGAUAUUUUUUUGAAGUAGGGAAUAUGAUGAGGCGUUGUAGACUGUCAGAACUCAGAAUUGUGUUUUUGUCUACAUUGAAUUCCUGUUAUUCCAAGGUUAAGGAGUAAUUUAAUCUAAAUAAUUUGGAUGCUGAUACUUCAUGAAACUAUUUCAGGUUACAUCAGUGGCGUACAGAUUGGGGGCUUGAGGGGGUGCUUGCCCCACCCCCAACCCCCCCCAAAAAAAAAAAUGAAAUAUGAUUAUAUUUUCUGAGUAUUAUGUCAAAAUCUAUCAUAAAAUUUGAUUUUUUUUUUUUUUAAAUAAUAGUGAAGAAAUUUUUGCUUGCUCGCAACUUUUUAUAAAUUUUGCCCGAUGCACCAUAUCUGGCCUCCUCAAAAUUUUUGGUUCAUUACGCCACUGGGUGACAUUUGUUAUUCCAAAGGUUCAUAAGACAAAAACAUGCAAAUCGCUUAUAUAUGUUUAUGUAUUCCUCAAAAAGCUGUGAGUACCAGAAUCGGAAGCCUAGCUUAGUCAGGUUAUAUAGGAGAACCUUGGAGACCUAACAAAGUGGAUAUAUGCACUAUAUAAAUACCCUAUAUUUUUGUUUGUAUAUUAAUGCUCCUUUUGGUAACAUACAGUACAUGAACAGUGGUACAGUAGAUUUUUGCAAUAUUUCUUUCUUUUGAAAAUCUAUAUUUUGCAAAUUUACAGAUACAAAGAGACUAGUACUGUAAUAAUGAUGUGGUAACUGGGGAUCGUAUUUGUCAUCUGCAAAAAUAAUAAUGCAGCUUCAGCAUUUCACUGACAUGUUAAUUGUGAUGCAACUUAUUUUAAUUUCACAUUCAUUUCCUUUAAGACAUAGAUGAAAAAUUAUUUCACUUUUACCUCGACUACAUGAAUUGCAGCUUUCUCAGCCAAAAUACUGAAAUACUGUUACUGAUAACUUACUUCUCUUGUAUUUCUAAAUAAUGCAGUAUUAUAAGGCAUAUAUGAACAUGGUAUUAAUUUUUUUUUUUUUUCAAGUAAAUUUUUCAUCACCAAAUUCGAUCUUAACCAAUUGAGUGCUUAUAAAUUACAGUUGCCAGUAAAAAUCAAUUUCAAAUGCUCAUAUUGACACAUACAUGUACUAGUACUCAGUUUCCAAUGUUAUGAUUUCAUGAUAGGCUGUGUAUAAUCCUGGCAUGUGUUCUCAGAUUUGGAAUAGAAAUUGACUUAAGUUUGUAAAUAUUCAUUUGUGAAAAAGGAAAUUUGUUUGAGAACUGGAUUAUUCUCCAUGCAUUUGGCAAGCCCAUAGACACACUUAUUAACCCUUAACGUGCCAUGAACACAUACCUGUGCAUCCAAUGGAGUGCCACGAACACAUUUUCGUGCAACGAUCAUACAGCUAUUGUUAUGCCUAUUGCAUUUUGAGGAGUGCAUUGCAUGAAUGAGUGAUUCCAUUGUUCAGUUCAGCUUAUGGUCAACAGGUUUAACAUAAUUGUCUCAUGAGUGAUUCUCUUCUUUUAUAAAUAAAACAUUUAAAUAUAGACUCUUUGAAAAAAAAGUGGCACUCCCUGAUUACAGUGAAUGGCACAUUAAGAGUUAAAAAACGUCAAUAAUAGACUUCUGAAUUUACAUUACUAUUAAUCAAUUUUUCAUGUUUUCUCAUCUAUUUAUUAAAAAUGAAUUGUAUUUCAUUUGUAUUGUUUUCCCUCUACAAGUAAUCUAAGCCUAUAUGUAUUGGGGGAAAAAUCCAAUAAGAUGAUACAUAGAAUUAACAAGAUUUUCAUUAAUUCUAACUGUUUUCGAUGAAAAAUAUAUAAUGGGUUUACAUACAUGUACUGUUAUUAAUUGUGGUGAAAAUUGCUUUAUGCUGGUUGAUGAAAUUUAACUUAUUAAUCUAAAGGAUAUCUAUCAAAUUUGAUUAUUGUUACAUACAGAUAUAUAUUAGUAUUACAAUUUCAUCUUUAUUGAGAGUUAGAAAUACUUUAGAAGAGGUAUUUAAGACCAAUUUGACCUCGUUGAAAGUGGAUUUUUUAUUAUGAAUUUUAACCAGAGAUCCAUCUUAAAAAGAGUUGAUCUCUCUCAAAUAUGGAAAGCCAUUGACAUGAUUUUCACCUAGGUUGAAUGUACAUUGUUCCUCCAUAAAGAAAAAAUCAAGUUCAUGGUCGGUCAUAACAGUGACCACUUUUAAUGAAUGAUUUUAUCACUAGCUUUCCAUAGUCAAGACUGAUUUCAUCAAUCACAACUCUUUGUAACAGGGCAGCCAAAUCUCAAAGUCUUAAAGAAAGUGUUGCUUUGCUAUGUUUUGACUUGUGGAUAGUAAAGAUCUUCAAAUAAAGUCCAAGCCCUUUGGGAGUGCAUAAAGGUUGUAUAUCAGAUAAGAUAUGCACUACACAAGAACUAUAUUGAUAUUAUUAAUAAAUUUUAUAGUAAACUGCAA
Messenger RNA from Lytechinus pictus (painted urchin), 5456 nucleotides. Its product is annotated as bifunctional peptidase and arginyl-hydroxylase JMJD5-like. The record is from RefSeq and is a predicted model, not a curated record. The coding region runs from base 124 to 1449 and encodes 441 amino acids. Gene Ontology annotation, molecular function: 2-oxoglutarate-dependent dioxygenase activity. Lineage: Eukaryota; Metazoa; Echinodermata; Echinoidea; Temnopleuroida; Toxopneustidae. The transcript has 9 exons.